Dentiscutata heterogama is the source of this 591-nucleotide messenger RNA. The record is from the annotation of a GenBank genome assembly. Lineage: Eukaryota; Fungi; Glomeromycota; Glomeromycetes; Diversisporales; Gigasporaceae.
AUGUCAAAAUAUUUCUACAAACUCAAAACAAUUUCGGCUAACAACAUUAAGCAGGAUUGGUCUAAAUCAUUCUUUGGUUUAUCUGCUAAACCUUUUUCAAAAGAAGUGACCGAAAUUCUUUUGGCUCCAGUUGUUUCGGAAGACAUUGAAAUCAAACCUGAUGGGCUUAUUUAUCUACCGGAAAUAAAAUAUCGUCGUAUAUUGAACAAAGCAUUUGGACCAGGAGGAUGGGGACUUGCGCCACGUGGUGAAAAUUCAAUCAAUCCAAAAAAUAUAUCGCGAGAAUACGCGCUCGUCUGUUGUGGAAGACUUGUCUCAGUUGCUCUGGGCGAACAAGAUUACUUUGAUCCUUCUGGCUUAGCUACCGCUGCAGAAGGUGCUAAAAGUAAUGCAUUGAUGAGAUGUUGUAAAGAUUUGGGAAUAGCUUCCGAACUUUGGGAUCCGAUUUUCAUUCGUGAUUUUAAGAAACGUUUCUGUGAGGAAGUUUUAGUUGAGCAUGUAAUUACUAAAGUAAAGAGAAGAUUGUGGAGAAAAAAAGGGACUAGUCUUGAUUAUCCAUAUAAACAACUAAGUGUGAAUAUGGCUGGUUAA